UACUCCCUCCGUUCCAUUUUUAAGUGUCCUCUACAGAGGAUUGAGCUUUUUAAGGAUUCAAAACUUAAUUUCCAAAAUUAACCUUAAAACAGUGAAGUUAAUUAGAUGUGUUUAAAUUGUUUGUCUUUCAAUAUGGAUCUCAAAAAAUAUGUAAUAUGGAUCUUGAUAGAUCUCAAUUAGUUUUAUUAUACAAAGUUCUCAAAAUCGUGAAAAACAUUAUAAAUUGAAAGAUAGAGUCAAUCUAAAAAUGACACGAAUAUCAAUAAUGGUCAAACCGUCAAAGUUCAAACCAAUUGUGAUGGAAAGAGUAAUUUUGAAGGGUAAAAUUGGAAGUUUGGCAUGUUUUGAGGGUUAUUUUCAGAAAUUGGACAAUUAUUUGGGACAUCCCAAAAUAGAAACAUGGGCACUCAAAGUGGGACAAAGGGAGUAAUUUUUUUCUCCAACAUUUUUCAAAAACUUAGAACUCCUAAGUUAUGACAACCAAGUGAAGCCAAUUUGGGAAUAUCCAUUAAAGAUAGAAUAAUUGUGAAGCUUAGCUUUUAUUGAAUUCAUAAUAUGUAUCAAGUAUGCUGUGAGCUCUAGUCAAAACUGUUUUAGUUAAAGCUUGGGCUAAUUUGAGAACAUUCUUUACGUUGCUUGAUAAACUACCACUGUUGGAUGGCCGUCCAGUGAUUCAUUAUCAGGUUCUCUACUGUCUCAUGCUUUGGGAAUGCUUUUCUCAACACAUUUUGCGCAUAAAUUAACAAGUAGUAUUGAUUGAUUACUAAUGUACAAUUAAAUUUCAACUGUAUUUUCCAGUUUAUUUUGGAGCAGCUAUGCAAUCUAAUCUGCCCUUCAAAAGCGGAGCCUGUAUAUCUUUUGGUUCUGGAUAAGCCACACACUCAAGAAGAAUUUAUCAGGGGAUCAAUGACCAAGAAUCCUUGUUCCAGUGCUGAGAUUGGUCCUUUGAUGCGUGAUUUUAAAAACAAAAUCUGUCACCAGUUGGAUCUAUUAGGUCUGAUAGAGGACGACUAUGGAAUGGAGUUGCUAGUGGCUGGGAAUAUCAUCUCUCUUGAUUUGAGCAUUGCUCAAGCUUAUGAACAAGUUUGGAGAAAGUCAAUUAGCCAGUCUUCAAACACCACAACUACUAGUACGUUGCUAUCCGCUAAUGCUGUCACAUCAGCCUGAGAUUGUCCUCCAAUGACUGUUACUUAUCACCUUCAGGGGUUAGAUGGUGAAGCUACUGAACGAAUGAUCAAAGAGUUGGAGGAGGAUAGGGAGGAAUCUCAAGAUCCAGAGGUCGAGUUUUCAAUUGCAGGUGCAGUCCGAGAGUGUGGUGGGCUUGAAAUCAUUUUGGGCAUUAUUCAGCAUUCACAAGACAAAUUGAAGUCCAACCAAGAGCAGUUGGCUGCGGUGCUUAACCUCCUCAUGCUGUGCUGCAAGAUAAGAGAAAACAGAAGGGCCUUAUUAAGGCUUGGGGCUUUAAAUGUACUCCUUGACACAGCUCAGCAUGCUUUCUCUGUGGAUGCCAUGGAGCCAGCUUAUUUUGAUUGUGGAGAGCCUGAGGCUACAUCAUCUUGUUGCUGUCAGAUUUUGGAGAUUAUUUCUAGUUGCUGUUUGGCAAAAAGAUUGUUCUGAUGCUGUUGAUAAUCAGCCCAAACUCUCUCUCUCUCUGAACCUCUGAAUCUUUCCAUGACUGAUGCUGAUUCUGUUGGUUUUAUUCUACUUCUAUCAAUCUGCGGUUGUUGUUCUGCUGAAUGGAGAAGCUGAAUUUUUAUGAUCUGUCUUAUUCUAAGUGCUGCUGUCAUACUCAAGUGAGGAAUGCUUUCUUGUCCUGUUUCUGCACUUUUUGGAAGAGUUGGGAGGCCUUUUGCUAUGUUCUGAUUUUGAAAUUGCCGGAGAUUGAGGAUAUGAUUUUCUGCUGAUAUGAAGUAGAUGUUCCUUUUGGCUGACAAGGAGUUAAAUUCCCUUGUGUUUCAAUUUUUAGUUGAAUG
This is a messenger RNA of Rhododendron vialii, 1973 nucleotides long. RefSeq names its product auxin transport protein BIG-like. The transcript is spliced from 4 exons. The coding region runs from base 1180 to 1617 and encodes 145 amino acids. Lineage: Eukaryota; Viridiplantae; Streptophyta; Magnoliopsida; Ericales; Ericaceae. The record is from RefSeq and is a predicted model, not a curated record. Gene Ontology annotation, cellular component: plasmodesma; cytosol. Gene Ontology annotation, biological process: auxin polar transport.